AUGGCAAAUCCAUCAACAGAAACAGCAACAGGAGAUGGGCAAAAUUUAGGCCCAGAGAUUGAUAUCGAGAAGGAAAUAGCGAAGUUGAAUUAUUAUACAGAGCAGACAGAUGAGCUCAUAGAAAUUGGAGACACAGUAGAAAUGGAGAUAGCAACAAAUAGGGUGAAGGUAAUCCACAAUAAGAUAAUUGAUUUGACAGGGAGAAUUGAAGAGAUGAAAUUAGAACAAGGGGAAUCAUCUAGGUCAGUUAGGCAGUGGAAAAAGGAUGUGAAAGAUAAAUAUACAGGAAUGUUAGAGCAAAAUGAGAAAAUGUUGAGAGCUUUAACACAAAUAGAAACUCAAACAAGAGAGGAAGGUCUGAGAAGGGAAUUUGAAAGGAAGCAAAUUGAGCAGCUAAGGGAAGAUAAGAGAAUGCUAGAAAGACAAAAGCAAUUAGCAGACCAUGAAGAGAAAAUAAGAAGGGAGAGAUACUUACAAGAGAAGUCUUUAUGGGAGGAAAGAAUGCAUGCUGAAAAUAAACUUGCAGAGAAAAAGCUAGAAAUGGAAUGUGGGGCUAAGGCAACCUUUUCAAAACUGCCAGAGCUGAGAGUCACACCAUUUAAAGGCACAAUAGCUGACUGGAUAAGAUUUGAAAACAUGUUCAUAAGUCAAGUUUUAAGUAAGGGGUUUAGUGAUGAAGUUAAAUUUGGAUAUUUGUUAGAGAUGGUGAAUCCUAGAGUAAGGGAUAAAAUUGCAAAUCUAAAACCAGGAAAAGUUGGGCUUGAAACUGCCUGGGAAAGGCUCAAAAAGGAAUAUGGGCAAAGGAAUGCUGUGAUAAACACACACAUUGAUGAAAUUGUGAAUCUACCUACCAUAAAGGGAGUAAAUUAUGAGAAAAUUCAAGAAUUUUAUGACAAGCUCACAAAGAAUUAUGAUGCCCUGCUGAUACUUGAUGAAGAAAACAUGUUGAGAGGAUUUGUGAUGACAACAUUAAACAAGCUGCCAAAUGUCAAGUCUGAUUUGGUAAGGCUGGAUGAUGAUUGGGAAAGCUGGGGGAUGUCAAAGCUUAUUGAUAAUUUGCAGAAGUGGUUGAAAAGAAACAAAACAAAGGAAAUAGGAAAGCCAGUGGAAAAAAGAGAAAAACACUGGUAUACAGGUGAAACAAAGGAGAAACACUCAAGAAAAUGUAUUUAUUGUGAUCAAGAUCAUUGGAGUGAUAAGUGCAAAACACAGGAAACUAUAGAGAGUAGGAGGAGCUUCUUCAGAGAAAAUAAGCUAUGCUUCAACUGUGGGAAAAAAGGACACAGGGGGGAUAAGUGUCUAAGUAGGGGGUGCUACUUUUGUAAGGCUAAACACCACAGCAGCCUAUGUGAAAAGCAGAAAGGUGAAAGUGAAAAAGGUUCAAUUUUAACAGGAUUCACACCUUCUGUGGAGGAAACACUCCCACCAAUUUUGCCUGUAAGAAUUGAUGGAAAGGUUAUUUGGGCAUUCCUUGACACAGGUUCAGGAAGGAAUUUCAUUUCUAAGGAUGCGUUAAUGAUGCUCAAAUCAAAACCUGAGAGAUAUGAAACAAAAGAUGUAACAACUAUCAAUGGAACAGCAAGAAAAGCCAUGCCAAUCUUUCAGAUGACCAUAGAAUCAUUAGACAAGAAAGCCAGAGAACAUAUUGAGGUUGCAGGGGUAGAAAUGCAUGAUUUCACAACAGUCAAAAGGCCAGAUUUAAGGAAAUUGAAACAGCUGUUUAGACACACCAAAGACAAAGAAUUCUACAUAACAGCAUCAGGGGAACAUAAAAUUCACAUGAUUAUUGGAGACAAAACAUACAGCAAACUGAGAACAGAGACAGUUUUCAAGGGGAAUGAUGAUGAACCAAUUGUAGAAGGCACAUCAUUUGGUUGGAUUAUUCAUGGAGGAGAAUUUUCUAGCACAAAUUGCAUGUUCACCAGAGAGCUUGGAAAUGAAUAUGAGAGAUUAUACAGCCUUGACAUACUUGGGGUUGAAGACAGGGGAGAAGAUGACCAAUUAGAUGUUUACAAAGAGUUCAAAGAGAACAUUUCCAGACAAAAUGAUGGAAGGUAUGAAGUUAAUGUUCCAUGGAUACCAGGAAGCAAUUUGGCAGAAACAAAUGAGAUGCAGAGCAGAAAGAGAUUGAAAAAUGUUGAGCGCAAACUGAGGCAUGAUGAAAAACUGCAGAAAGAAUACACAGAAAUUGUUGAGAAUCAGUUAAGAGAGGGAGUUGUGGAGAGAGUUCCAAGUGAACCAUCUGGAAUAGACAGGGAAUUUUGUAGAAAAAACUAG
Messenger RNA from Rhopilema esculentum, 2277 nucleotides. The record is from RefSeq and is a predicted model, not a curated record. Lineage: Eukaryota; Metazoa; Cnidaria; Scyphozoa; Rhizostomeae; Rhizostomatidae.